AUGAUGAACAAAGUACACAGACAGUGCAUGUCUGUCGCAUCCAUGAGUGCAUCGCUUCCUCCCACGCCUCCAUCAAGAGCUUUGACAGAUAAUGAGUGGAGAUUCAAGACCAUUACACUACCCUGUGAGUGGGUGGAAGAUUAUCGCCCCGGUGGUUACCAUCCGGUCGUUCUGGGUGAUGUCUUCAACGACGGCCAGUUUAAGGUUAUUCGGAAGCUUGGUGAAGGCUCCUACUCAACUGUUUGGCUCGCCCGUGAUUUGAAAAACUGUAGAUAUGUUGCCCUGAAGAUUCCUGUGUCGGAAAUCUCGGGAGUAACAGCUGAGCUACGAAUUAUACGUCACCUCACCGAAAUUGCCCCAGCCGAAGCGGCCCGGCAUGUCACUCGUCUGUUAGGCGAGUUUGAACAUCGCGGUCCUAAUGGUCUCCACAGAUGCUUGGUAUUUGAGCCCAUGGGCCCGAGUGUGAACACUAUGGUAGAGGAGUUGCCGCAGUUCAAGCCUCGCAGGCGAGGAAUGAAGGUCCGCUAUCCGCUUCGGAUGGCAAAGAGCAUCCUCAAGCAAUCGUUGCAGGCUCUUGCAUUUCUUCACGAACAUGGCAUCGCCCAUGGAGACUUCCAGCCAGGGAACAUUCUCUUCACUCUUAAUGAUAUCGACUCCACGGCGGAGGACUCGCUCCGACAGGAGGAAGAUGUUCAAGCCCGGUCAAUCUCCCCUCCGGUACAGAGGCUAGACAAUAAGCAGGAUAGAUGGGCUCCCCCAUACCUUUGCGUUUCGCAGCCGCUGGUGCCCUUUACCAGCUACGCAGAAGGCCUUAAGGUCAAAUUAUCCGAUAUGGGUGGCGCUUUUUUCUUUACGGACCCUCCACAAAAACCCGUUACUCCACUGGGUCUUCGACUCCCCGAAUUGAUUCUUACCGGAGCCGUUGAUAAUAGUAUCGAUGUCUGGUGUUUCGGUUGCCUUGUCUUUGAACUUAUCACCGGACAGCCGCUUUUCUGUAUACCGGGGUCCGAGUAUGAAAAUGACGAUCAUCUUCUCUCUCUCACUGCCCGGCUUGGUGCCCUUCCCGACGAGCUUUUCAGGCACUGGGAGACUUCGUCACUCUACUUUACACCCGAGAAGCAGCUUUUUAAUUGUCAGCUUGGAGGAGUCGCUCCAGGAGAGAAACCGCUUAUGGUGGAGCAGCUGUCUAUGGAGGCGCUGUUCGAUAUGACAGAGCCCAAUCUCGACGAAGACGAAGCCCAAAAAGUGAAGACGUUCAUUCGGUGGAUUUUGCAAUACGAUCCCGUGAAACGCCCAUCGCCUGCGAGAAUCUUGUCUGAGCCAUGGUUCCGCGAGAUUGACGUUAACAGCGGCUAG
Molecule: messenger RNA, 1356 nt
Organism: Aspergillus fumigatus Af293
Lineage: Eukaryota; Fungi; Ascomycota; Eurotiomycetes; Eurotiales; Aspergillaceae
Product: putative serine protein kinase
Exons: 4
Coding region: 1-1356 (451 amino acids)
Biological process (GO): regulation of mRNA processing; spliceosomal complex assembly; protein phosphorylation
Molecular function (GO): protein kinase activity; ATP binding
Source: RefSeq, a predicted model, not a curated record